Trichosporon asahii var. asahii CBS 2479 is the source of this 1140-nucleotide messenger RNA. RefSeq lists its product as uncharacterized. NCBI's taxonomy places the organism in Eukaryota, Fungi, Basidiomycota, Tremellomycetes, Trichosporonales, Trichosporonaceae. The transcript is spliced from 2 exons. The coding region runs from base 1 to 1140 and encodes 379 amino acids. The record is from RefSeq and is a predicted model, not a curated record.
AUGUCCAUCACCACCUCCGCUCCUAUAGCCCUUUCCUCCAAGGCGAGCUCGGACCUUCAGCAACUCCUCGAUCAAACCACCAAGGGCGACUACCCUGGUGUGGUCAUCGGCCUCAUCAACACUGCCGGCGACGAGCUCUUCCUCGGCAGCAGCGAAGGCACAACCGUCGAUUCGAUCUUCUGGAUCGCAUCGUGCACCAAGCUCAUCGCCUCCAUCGCUGCCCUCCAACUCGCGGAGGCAGGCAAGUUGACUCUCGAUGGCAGUCUCGCCGAUAUUGCCCCCGAGCUGAGUCAUCGACCCAAGUACGUCAACUCGGACCCUAACGACCUUACCACCGAGCCUGCCAAGCGGGACAUCACGCUGAGGCACCUCUUGACGCACACCUCGGGACUGCGUUAUGCCGUCUUUGACCCCAAGACGGCCCACUGGCUGGAGACGGCCCACCCGGGCGGCUCUCAGUUCGCACCGCUCGACAUGCCCCUCUCCUCUGAGCCAGGCGAGGCAUGGGCGUACGGCAUGAGCAUGGAGUGGGCUGGCCAUAUCAUAGAGCGUGUGUCAGGAAUGUUGCUGGGUGCCUACGUCGAAGACCACAUCCUGGCCCCGCUCGGUAUCAAGGACGCCACAUUCCAGAUCGAAACAAGGGACGACCUGAAAGCCCGUUUGGCUGGUCUGCAUGCGCAUACUGGCGAGGGCUUCACUGAGAUUCCGUACCCCGAGCCUCUCAUGCGGCCCCAGUACGAGUCAGGCGGUGGAGGCAUGUUCGCAUCCCCGAGGGCCUAUCUUGCAGUCCUGUCUGCCGUGCUGAACGGAGGUGUGUCCCCUACCACCGGGGCCCGGAUCCUGAAGGCGUCUACGGUCGAUGAGAUGUUCAUCCCCCAGACCCUCAACGUUCCUGACCAAGGCGCGCUCGGUAGCGGGAUCUUACCCACUGCCAUGCCCGCCUUCAGCCGUCCUAUACCUCUCGGAUCUGGGAAGGCUUGGACGCUCUCCCACCUGACCAACCUGGAGGAGGAGAAGGGCAAGUCAGCAGGUUCGGCCGAAUGGUACGGCCUCGCCAACUGUUACUGGACCAUCGACAGACAGAAGGGCGUGGCGGCCAUUGCAUUCAGCAACGCGCUGCCGUUUGGACGUGAGUUAUAA